Messenger RNA from Penaeus monodon (black tiger shrimp), 1258 nucleotides. RefSeq lists its product as uncharacterized. NCBI's taxonomy places the organism in Eukaryota, Metazoa, Arthropoda, Malacostraca, Decapoda, Penaeidae. The transcript is spliced from 3 exons. Bases 80 to 871 code for a protein of 263 amino acids. The record is from RefSeq and is a predicted model, not a curated record.
GAAGGCGGCCAGGCUUUCGUCUCCGUUCAAAGUGGUCGAAUGUAGUCUGUCCGUCCGGAGCGCCUCCUUGUCCACCGUGAUGUUCAGAUACUUAUCUAUUAUAUUCGUGUUUAUAGUGUUGUGUACAGAAAGUGUGAAAUCAUCGGUUUAUCGAAUAGACGGAAGUGCAACUCAGCUGAAAGACAUUGAUGUAAGGAUCGAGACGGAAUUGUUGAGUGACUUACAGGAGGAACUGAAUCAAAUCCUAGACCUCCUUUUAAAUGAACGGGAAUUAAUUGACGAAGCAAAUGAAAACCCAACCGGAAUUAUCUCAACCAACUCGCUAAGCGAAGAAGGAAGAGCGAACGAGACGCGUUUCGGCCCCGCGCGCGAGCCCCCGAGAACGCCGGUCGCCGCGAGCGCUCGAACUAAGCGCCAGCAGCCGCCCACGACGCUGUUCCGCCGCAAGCCCCCCGCGAGACCCUGCCGCGGCGACGGGACCAGCGCGGUCUUCAACGGUAGCAACGCCAUGUCUUAUAUCAGCUUCUUGGCCAACGUCAUGGCUCUCGUCCUCAACAUCAAUAAUAACGUCAACAAUAAUAAUAACAACAACAACAUUAAUAGCAACAACAACAUCGAUAACAACAAUGCCAAUCUCAACAUCAACAGUAACAAUGCUAACCAGGUGAACAUCAUGCCACCCGGAGGAAGGCGGCGGCGACACCUCCCCCCCUGGGCACUCGUCGCCAUGUCGCCAGGCACUCGGGCCGUCUGCGCUGCCCACGACACGACGAUGGAAAAGGUUUUAGAAGCAACCGUGGAAGCCAGCUGGAGCAAUCUUACCAAAAAUAGAAAAAAAAUAAACUCUGAAGUAAGCAGCGAUUAUGAAUAAAUGAAAAUAUAAUCACCUACUCAACAACGUUGGACAGUGCUGCUCAACCCUCAUCAUCAUUUUGAUUACGUUGAUUACGGCAACAUUCUUUUAAAACAGGGGAGAAAAAAAAUACAAAAACCUACAUUAUAUGCUUUCGUUAUUGCAAAAAAUCUACGUUUUUUGUGCAUGUAUCUUAGGGCAUUUUAUAUGAUUCUGCAAUUUGUGUUUUGUCUGGCAGUCAUACUAAGGCAGCGCUACGUGUGACGUAAGGAUGUAAUGGAGAAAAUUAUUAAUGUUUGAGAAUAUUAACUGUAGAAAGAGCAUGAGAAAGAUGUGUCAUUACUAUCAUCAUUCAUAUAUUACGCUAUCAUUCAAAUAUCAAUGGUAUUCAUGUCGUUAUAAUUA